AUGCCCCGAGUCCCGCGUUCUCGCUGCGCGUAUGCUAUGUUCGAUGAGCCCGUCAAGCCCAAGCGCGCGCCGGCGAAGAAGCGCUCCGAGAUGACAGAAGAUGAAAAGGAAGAGGCCGACAUUAUGCGCAUCGCACGCAAAGGAAUCAAGAUUGCCAAGGACGAGUGGGAGAAAGCUCUUCCCGCACCCUGGGCUGGCCCUGAAGACUUCAAGUGGCCCACGGGCACUAUUGGCAUAUACAAGAGCGAUGCGAAGUCCUCAUUCGGUCUCACAGACAAGGACAUCAUGACCCUACGCCACGAAGCCAUCUCUGGCUCGCCCAAGACGUUCUACUCGCUCAUUGACGUCAAGAAUCUGUCCUUCGAGAAGUUCGCUGCCAGUGCCCUCUCGCUCGACUUCAAGAUGCCUGGUCAGCCCAAGAACGGCACCGUUCGCAUAUUCCAAAAGACUGAUCACUCGCCUAACCGUCGCACGCGUACAAACUGGAGAGACCUCGAGCGCGCAUCCUGGUUCAUGGUUGAGCGUUUCUACAUGAAGGACGACCCUAUGUUCGCCAAAUCUGUUGCAGUUGAAGCAUAG
Peniophora sp. CBMAI 1063 is the source of this 579-nucleotide messenger RNA. The record is from the annotation of a GenBank genome assembly. Lineage: Eukaryota; Fungi; Basidiomycota; Agaricomycetes; Russulales; Peniophoraceae.